Stegastes partitus (bicolor damselfish) is the source of this 1338-nucleotide messenger RNA. RefSeq names its product Rho guanine nucleotide exchange factor (GEF) 12b (gene arhgef12b). NCBI's taxonomy places the organism in Eukaryota, Metazoa, Chordata, Actinopteri, Pomacentridae. Gene Ontology annotation, biological process: G protein-coupled receptor signaling pathway. The record is from RefSeq and is a predicted model, not a curated record. The transcript is spliced from 6 exons. Bases 645 to 1193 code for a protein of 182 amino acids. Gene Ontology annotation, molecular function: G protein-coupled receptor binding; guanyl-nucleotide exchange factor activity. Gene Ontology annotation, cellular component: cytoplasm.
UUUGGGGAGGGGGCAGCGAGCAUUUCCUUUUUCCCCCCAUUUGCAUCACACAGCGGAGCGGCGAUCCGCUGUUUGCACGUUAGUUUGCGUUAAACCGAGCUGACCUGCCGGAGGAUGCUGCAGGAUCGGAUCGGCGCAGAGGACAUCCGCGGAAAUUACCAGUAAAAGUUUGGACAAGAGUUUGGAGCCGAAGUUUGACGGACUUUCUCACUCGGGGCAUCGGAAAACAGGCUCAUCGUGGACGUGUUUGCCUAGGAAAAAUGAGCUUUUUUUUUCUUUCUCUCUUCUACUUGAACUUGGAGGUAAUCUGAGAAAGUGAGGAGACUUUUUACUGGCGGCUCUUCAAGGUUUUCCAGAUGUCUCCCCUGAUGCAGAUAACCGCUGCGUUUUGAAAUACAUUCACAUCCAAAGAAGAAAAAAAAACAAACAAAACAGCACACUUCUGGAUUUACAGGCAACGUCGCUCUGCUGGGAUUUUUCUCUAAACCCUCGUUUCUGUAUUUAUGCAGGAUGUAAUGAUCGCUUUUAUGGGCAUGGGCGGAAACCGAGGAGACAGAUAAAGAAGCUGUUUUAACCACAAAAAAGACAAUAUGAUGAAAAUGUUAUUCCGCUGAAGUCCUCGGAAACUCACAAGGGAAGAUCCAAUGAGUGGCACACAGUCAACGCUCACUGACAGAACCCCCAGCAUUCUCAACAAGGACCCGACAGACAAGAAACCGAAGAAUGAGAAAUCCUCCGUCUCCUUCAAACAUGACUUUGAUCCAACAGGUCUGGUGCAGCGCUGUGUGAUAAUCCAGAGGGAUGAAAAUGGCUUUGGGCUGACAGUAAGUGGAGACAACCCUGUGUUUGUGCAGCUGGUCAAAGAAGAUGGAGCAGCGAUGCGAGCUGGUGUCCAGACAGGAGACAGAAUCAUUAAGGUUAACGGGACCUUAGUUACACAUUCAAACCACAUAGAGGUGGUGAAGUUGAUCAAAUCCGGCUCCUAUGUGGCCCUCACGGUGCUGGGGAGGCCUCCAGGGCUUCCUCAGAUCCCGCUGGAGGGAGAGAAGGAAGGGAACGAGGGAAGAGGGGAGGUCAGCUCCUCCCUCUCAGCACCCCAUGUACCUGCACUGUCAGGUGGGGAGCAGAGCUGCUCUUUGACCGGACAGGAUCCACUCACCACAUCUCUGUGUGAUGGGGUAAGACGACAAUAAUAUGUAAUACUUGUCAGCAGUGUGAACUUCAAUGCUGCUGGUGGGUUUAGAAGGCAUGUUAUGUUGUUUUUUUUUAAAUGCCAAAAUUACACAAUUUCUCAUGGACACAAACUGUAAAAACAGAAAUAAUCAUCAAACUUUUAAC